Messenger RNA from Manihot esculenta (cassava), 1666 nucleotides. Its product is annotated as scopoletin glucosyltransferase. The transcript has a single exon. The coding region runs from base 90 to 1547 and encodes 485 amino acids. Lineage: Eukaryota; Viridiplantae; Streptophyta; Magnoliopsida; Malpighiales; Euphorbiaceae. Gene Ontology annotation, molecular function: UDP-glycosyltransferase activity. The record is from RefSeq and is a predicted model, not a curated record.
UAUAUAAACAUCGUUUGCUCACACCUCUAACCAUACAAACACAAAGCUUCUUUCAUUUGGCACAAAGUCUCGAUCAAUCUAUACCUCAAAUGGGCAGUUUGAGUCGUCAGCUCCACAUUUUCUUCUUCCCUUUCAUGGCUCAUGGCCAUAUGAUUCCGACAGUGGACAUGGCCAAGCUGUUUGCUUCACGAGGCGUAAAGGCUACUAUAAUCACCACUCCUCUCAACUCGCUUCUCUUCUCCAAAACAAUUGAAAGAAACAAAAAUCUGGGUGUAGAUAUUGAUCUGCGAAUCCUCAAUUUCCCUUCAAUGGAGGCUGGAUUACCAGAAGGAUUUGAAAACAUGGAUUCUGUCACUUCCCAUGCCAAUGCUGGAGAAUUGAUCAUCAAAUUUUUCCAUGCAGUAUCCAUGCUUCAAGAGCCUCUUGAAAAGCUCCUCCAAGAAUGCCAACCAGAUUGCCUUGUUGCUGAUAUGUUUUUUCCUUGGGCUACUGAUGCAGCUGCAAAAUUUGGGAUUCCAAGAUUAGUGUUUCACGGGAUUGGUUUCUUUUCUUUAUGCACUGGACUCGUUAUCAAGCAAUACAAGCCACAUAAGAAAGUCUCCUCAGAUUCAGAACCCUUUGUUGUGCCUCAUCUUCCUGGAGAUAUAAAGUUGACAAGAAAGCGUCUCCCAGAUACUGUGAGACAAGAGGUUGAAACUGAGCUUACAAAGUUGGUGGAAGCAUCUGAAGAAUCAGAAACAAAGAGUUUUGGGGUGGUUAUCAACAGUUUCUACGAGCUAGAACCAGCUUACGCUGAUUUUUACAGGAAGGUCUUGGGCAGGAGGGCGUGGCAUAUUGGCCCUGUUUCGCUAUGCAAUAGGGUAAUUGAAGAUAAAGCACAAAGAGGAAAACAAGCUUCCAUCGGUGAACACGAGUGUUUGAAAUGGCUCGACUCCAACAAACCCAAUUCUGUAAUCUACAUAUGUUUUGGAAGUGUGGCUAACUUCAGUGCCUCUCAGCUUAUGGAGAUUGCCAUGGCUCUUGAAUCUUCAAAGCAGCAAUUCAUUUGGGUGGUGAGAAGAGACAAGAACUAUAAAGAAGAUGAAGAGAAGUGGUUACCUGAAGGAUUUGAGGAAAGAAUGAAAGAGAAGGGCCUCAUUAUAAGAGGAUGGGCACCACAAGUGUUGAUUCUUGAUCAUGAAGCCAUUGGAGGAUUUGUGACACACUGCGGAUGGAAUUCUACACUUGAAGGCAUAACUGCUGGGAAGCCAAUGGUGACAUGGCCUGUAUCUGCUGAGCAAUUCUACAAUGAGAAGUUGGUGACAGAUGUUUUGAAGAUUGGGAUUGGUGUUGGGGUUAAGGAAUGGGUGAGGCUGCGGGGAGAUUUUGUUGAAAGAAAAGCUAUAGAGAAAGCAAUCAGUCGAGUUAUGGAAGGUGAAGAAGCAGUAGAAAUGAGAAGCAGAUCAAAGAAGUUGGGAGAAAUGGCAAGGGAAGCUGUUGAAGAAGGUGGAUCCUCUUACUCUGAUUUCAACGCUUUGGUUGAAGAGUUGCAGCGGCGUCGCCCGUGAAAUAAUAGAAAUUUGGGGAAAAUUUUGAAGUCAUUUCUUAGACUUGUGUAGUCUUACGAUUAUAUUUAAAAAAAUUGUCAUUACGGUCAAACCAUUAAAUAUUAUGCACUAUUUCAAUU